AUGGAAAGCUAUGUGUUCAUCACCAACAUCCCAGCUGGAGCUUCAGACAUUCAGAUCAUAGAGAGACACAAGACCGAGAACAUCCUUGCUCUGUCAGAUGAAGCUGGUAAUUUCUUCUUCAACGGAAACACAGUGUUUGACAACCCACAAAACUUCCAUGUGGCAGGAACAGUGUUUAAAUACCGACGUCCAGGCAAUGUGUUCUCUGAUGGGCUGGAGUACAUCAUCGCCCAGGGACCCACACUACAGGGCCUCAAUGUUAUGUACUACAACCUGAAUGGGAAGCUCCCCCACAUCACCUUUGAAUAUACCACCCCCCGCACACCUCAUGACAUCAGCGCUGCGGAAAUCAUCACUACUGGACAUGUGAACCUAACUUAUAAUGGGGUGAACGGGGACAUGAUAGCGACCAAUCACAGCAGAUCGUCAACAUCUGUCAAUCACCAAUCAGAUGUCCAGCUGCAGGAAGAGGAGGAGGAGGAAAUGUGGGAGAUCAGGACCCCCAGCACCCCUCCUCCUGCUGCCAUCCUGCUGUACAGAGCUGCUGAUGUCACCAGUCAUGUGUUCAGCCAUAAUGAUGUGGAGGAGCCAGGACCCCCAGGACCCUCUGGAUACCGAAGUUCCUCCAACUCAAUUGACGAGCCCGCCGCUGCAGAUGACAACACUCUGGUGCUGCCUUUCCCUGCACUGCCAGAAGACGCCCCCUAUCUGCUGCUGGAGGACUUGCACUACAACCAGACACACUUACACACACACUCCCUCACUCAGUCAAACACACACUCUGUUGAACACACACUCCCUGGUCCACUCUCACUAGCACAAACAGAAACACAUUCAGACAUGCUCACAGACACACACUCUGCUACACACACCGAAAGAGAGAGUGGCACACACACUGGGGUCCUGGUACAGCUGCAGCAGGGGCCCUCCGUCCAGGCUGCAAACACUGAGAGUAAUGACUUUGAUGUGGGUCUGGAGCCCGACAUCAGUCUGGCGGACAUGUACCGCUGGAAGGUUUCUGCGUACGCUCCCUGCAGCUCCACCUGCACAACAGGUAUAACCACCAGUUAUGCCCUGUGUGUGCGGUAUGAUGGCAGUGAGGUGGACGACACUUACUGUGACUCUCUGACCAGACCUGAGCCAACACAUGAGUUCUGCACUGGGAAGGAGUGUCCUCCAAGGUACCGUCUGUAUGUCUGUCUGUCUGUCUGUCUGUCUGUCUGUCUGUCUGUCUGUCCUUAGA
Molecule: messenger RNA, 1243 nt
Organism: Notothenia coriiceps (black rockcod)
Lineage: Eukaryota; Metazoa; Chordata; Actinopteri; Perciformes; Nototheniidae
Exons: 8
Coding region: 1-1242 (413 amino acids)
Biological process (GO): proteolysis; extracellular matrix organization
Cellular component (GO): extracellular matrix
Molecular function (GO): metalloendopeptidase activity
Source: RefSeq, a predicted model, not a curated record